CAAGAACAAAGACGGGACCUGGUUAUCUCGGCUGCCGGCUGCGCUCCAGCGUUUCGGCUCGUUCUCGUCGCUCACGUUUCAGAGCCGAAAAGUUUCCCCUGCUCACCUGCCGUUGUUUACCCUCACGCAGCGCGUCAGGUGAUGAUCAACUGGGGGCGCCAGUUCAUCUAAAACUUCCCUAACUUCUGCCUCUGGAGACCCCUGAGGGAGGUGAAAUCAACGUGGCUAAUCAUUGAGACCACUAUGGCAGCAUGGAUUGGCCUUAUUCUCAUGGCAAUUGCCAUUUUUUCUAAAGGAGCGGAGGGGAGGAGAGAUGAAGUGUUAUAUUGCUCUGCCUGUGUGGCCAUUGCAGACGAGCUCAGCUACUCAAUCAGCCAGAUUGAUCCGAAAAAGACCGUCAACGUUGGAGGGUUCAGGCUCAACCCUGAUGGCAGCAUGACUGAAAAAACGGUCCCACUCGCUAGGUCAGAGACGCACCUGUCUGAGCUGCUGGAUGGAGUUUGCAAUAACAUGAGUGACUAUGCGCUUUACGAGGACCCCGACACCAAAGAGCAUAGCUACAAGAGGUUCGCUCCGAGGAGCAGCGACGGCGGGAAUUUUCCGGAUUUCAAAAAUUUUAAGUUUGCCGGACCAGAGGGCUCCGAUUCCUUGAAAUUUGCAUGCGAAACGAUUGUGGAGGAGUUGGAGGAGGAUAUCAUCUCUCUGUUCACCCGUGAAGAGCAGCAUGUGGCUCUGAAGCUGUGUAGUGAAGUAUCAGGUCACUGUAAAAGCAGCGUAUUCCAGCACGGUGAGCUGUAGUGUUACCUGCCUGCUGGAGAGCGGCCAAGGAACCCGAAUGGUAACCGCGGACCAGAUAAAUACAGAUAAGAAUGGAAAUAAAUUAAUAAAUAGCAAAAAACAAAAAAUGUUUUUAUAAAAUUCAAUUCUAUUCUAAUUUUGAGUUGUACUAUUUUCAUAAUGGAUAAUAAAGUGUUUUUUGAAUGGA
This is a messenger RNA of Pygocentrus nattereri (red-bellied piranha), 985 nucleotides long. RefSeq names its product canopy FGF signaling regulator 1 (gene cnpy1). NCBI's taxonomy places the organism in Eukaryota, Metazoa, Chordata, Actinopteri, Characiformes, Serrasalmidae. Gene Ontology annotation, cellular component: endoplasmic reticulum. Bases 244 to 798 code for a protein of 184 amino acids. The transcript has 7 exons. The record is from RefSeq and is a predicted model, not a curated record.